Messenger RNA from Microdochium trichocladiopsis, 1273 nucleotides. RefSeq lists its product as uncharacterized. The record is from RefSeq and is a predicted model, not a curated record. The coding region runs from base 371 to 1006 and encodes 211 amino acids. The transcript is spliced from 2 exons. NCBI's taxonomy places the organism in Eukaryota, Fungi, Ascomycota, Sordariomycetes, Xylariales, Microdochiaceae.
CCCGGCGGAGAAUGAUGGUCAGGGCUUCCCGGCCGGGAAUGAUGGUCAGGGCUUCCCGGCCGGGAAUGAUGGUCAGGCCCGGAGCCUGGGCUGCCUCCCGCACUCGGACUUCAAGUCGCUGUCGUGGUCGAUCCUGGCCGAGCGGGACCGACACUCGACGCUCGCCCUGAAGCACACGACGACGCAGAACUGGGAGAAGACGGGGGCCUACUAGCGGCAACAGCAGGUACACGACCUCCGCGUCCGGCAGCUCCAACUGGCGAGGGACGCGAGCCAGUGGGUGUUUGAGGAGGCGGCGAUCCGGGUCGACUGCGCCGGCUACGUGUACACGGUGCUGGCCAUCUGCGGGACCAUUGCGGUGGGAGGGCUGAUGCUGGGCAUCUUCCUGGGCACUUUUGUGCGGGACAGCAUCGCGCUCCAGGGGGUCGACCCGUUCGGCUUCACGAGCUACAGCUGGAUCAUUGCCGCGUUCAUCAUGCUCAUUGCCAAGUCGACGCGCGUCAACGAGUGGCCGUGGCGGGACUUCCUGCUGCGGCGCGUGACCUGCCGGUCCCUGAGCGAGCUGCACGCCGUCACGGGCGUCGACGAGCAGGACCUGCUCGCGUACCUGCUGACGAUGGAGUACGAGAACGUCCUGCGCACCUCGGGCCCGCACAACUCGGUCUUCAUGCGCCGCGCCGGCCCCGCCGAGGGCUUCUCGAUCGACGUCAAGCCCCAGAUGCGCACGCUGCUCGGGGCCGGCCUCAUCUUUGUCAAAGUGCUCCUGCGCAAGGAGCCCACGCUCGUCUGUCUCGACUUCCGCGCCGGGCUCAAGGAGGGCCGCAGCUCGAUCCGGCACAAGGGCACCCUAGAGCACACGGACAUCCACUGCCGGUAUCCUCCGGGCGCCGGCGAUCGCGUCCAGGAUGUCGUGCUGAACCAGCAGCCGCGCCAUCUCGAUCUGCACGGCCAGCAGUGGGACCGCAUUUUGGGGAUAUAUCACGACUGGGAUCGGAUGGUGCGGUGAUGUUGCGUUGACCUGUUCUGAUAGUGGGAAAGCGGGUGUUUCGAGUACCGUUUGACAAAUAUUUAGUGGAUUAAUUUGAAUUUUGCCCAGCCACCAGCUAUUCAUUACCCAGAUUUGUCGAAUAUGUACUUUGUUAUCAGCAUUAUCCCUCCUGAUCGCUUUCAGGGACCGCCCUGGCGCCUUCCCGUUCGCGCCCUACUCGGAGACCUCCCAUCGUAGCUUCGUCUCAGUUACUUGGUCCAAGAAAAGACAGGCUUGAAGUUUGGA